Lotus japonicus is the source of this 2915-nucleotide messenger RNA. Its product is annotated as thaumatin-like protein 1. The transcript is spliced from 3 exons. The record is from RefSeq and is a predicted model, not a curated record. Gene Ontology annotation, cellular component: extracellular region. Lineage: Eukaryota; Viridiplantae; Streptophyta; Magnoliopsida; Fabales; Fabaceae. Gene Ontology annotation, biological process: defense response.
UCUCAAAUUUGCAUAGUCUUUAAUUUAGUGUCUCUAUCUCAACUCUCAAAUUUGCAUAGUCUUUUAAUUUAGUGUCUUUCUCUCAACUCUCAAAGACUCAAAGUUGUGUCUUGGCUUGCAAUCCCCAUAUAUAUGGCUGAAACAAUGUCCCCUUCUACUGCGAUUACUACCAAUUUAAUCUUUGUAGUACUGCUUUUCUUGGCACAUUCACCAGGUUCACAUUCAGCCACUGUUACAUUGGUUAACAAUUACAAGAACACAAUAUGGGUAGCCAUUGUGUCUAGCCCAGGAACGUUGCACUCACCCCCGCCCUCGACUAGUGGCUUGGCCUUGCAAGCGGGUGAGUCCAACGUUAUCGCCCUAGCCACAACUUGGUCAGGGCGCAUAUGGGGACGAAGCCUCUGUUCGGUAGGUCCUACCCGAAAAUUUUCCUGCGUCACAGGUGAUUGUGGCUCUUCCCGCCUGGAAUGUGUUGAUGGUGGACACAUCAAAUCUCCGGCUACCGUGGCGGAGCUCACUCUGACGGCCGACAGCAGCCACCUGAACUCUUACAGAGUGAGCCUCGACCACGGGUAUAAUCUCCCCAUGAUAGUGGAGCCUCUGAGCCGCAGAACAUUUAACUGCAUGGCAGCCGGUUGCACGGUGGACUUGAGCACGGCGUGCAGGGAUGAGCUGAAGGUGAUUCAGAAGGGAGAGGUAGUGGCAUGUUAAAGUGGGUGCUAAGCAUUCGGUGGUCCUGAAUAUUGCUGCGGCGAGUGCGAGAACCUCUACUCCAGGUUCUUCAAGACUACUUGCCCAGAUUCUUACAUCAGUGCUUAUAACAAUGGAACAUUUACUUGUCCCUCCGUCGAUUACCUCAUUACUUUCCAACACUCUGAAGACUCCACAAGUUCAUCAAGAAGGGAGCCGGGGAACCCAACAGCGGCGGAGCACAACAAAAAUCCGGUGUCAGCCAUUAUUGCCGAAGUGGUCUCUGCGGUAAUUCUAAUUGUUGUUGGAGGAGGCUAUGGAGCAUACAAAGUGAAGUGUUUCUUCUCAAACAGGAAUUUUGAGGCUGAAGUCGAAAUGUCCACCACGGAAUAAUAUAUAAUUAUAUAUAUGAAUAUGAUUCACUCACACUUCUUUUUCUAUACCAUCUCAUUUUCACUAAUUUUCUCUUUUUAUUUUUUUCUUCUUUCUCUAUCACAUCACUUAUUUUAUCUUUCUUUUGUCUCUUAUUUCUCUUUUUAUUUAUCAGGUGGAGAUGGAAUUUAUUUGUGAACAAACAAUUAUUCAUCAAGAUAUACAUAUUUAUGACUAUUUACACAGUUCUUAUCUCUAGACAGGUGCAUCAAUACUGUUUGUUGUUGUUGUUGGAGAUUAAAGCCCUUGUUUGCCUUUCUUAGGAGGUUGUGCCUACCCAGAUUCACGUGAAGAUAAUGUUGUUGUGGAUGCUCUGACAAGAAUGGGUGUUCAGAGCUCUUCUGAGAGAGUGUUCUAUCAUCUCCACCUUGGGGUUUACUAGAGUUGAUUGCUAUUUGCUAAUGAUGUCUUAAGGGUUUCUGUUUAAGGCCUUAGGCUCUUCUUGUUUUUAACAUUUGUACCAAAACAAAAUUAAAAAGAUUGGUGAAAUUGGCUAAGCAGAUUCAGCUGCCUAUCUAUGACUAUGUGUUGUUCAUUAGUCCUAGUUCACUUUGCUUUUUUAUUUCUGUCUUGUGUCUGCUAGCCUUUUCCUUAUGUACAAAAAUAUGAAUAGGAAAGCACCAAAAGAAGGGAAUAAGAAUCUAUCUUUCUCCCUUUUUAAUCAUAUAUACUACUUUUUUUUAAUAAUUACUUCCAAUGUUAAAUUAAGGGGUGCAUACUUGGGUGCCCAUAAAUUUAAGCGAGUGUAGGCUACAGAAGUGAGGUGUACCAAUAAUGUACGAACACUUAAUAUGAUAAGUGCUGACUAGAUCUUUUUAAAAAUAUUUACAUCAUGACCCCGGCUGAAUUUUAGCUUACUAAAUAUGCCCUCAUCCUUUUUAAUAACGCUUAAAACCACUUUUGGCUCUUACAAAUUUGAAGUGUGCAAAAGAGUCCCUGAAAAAUUUUAUUAGCAUUUUCAGUCUCACACAUUAUCCUCUUCAUCGUUUUUUCCGUCAAAAAUCUAAUGGCUUCUAGAAAAUUCAGAAACAUUCAUGCACUACUUUAUCUUCUUCAUACACCAUUCCUUCAUCUUCAUAUGUUCUUCAAAAAUUUUCCAGAAAGUUGGGAAAAAAUGGGAAUGAAAAAGAAAAAGAAAACAUGUUAACUAUAACCCACCCACCUCAGAUAAAAAAAAAACCAUAACCCACCCACCCUCAAAUCCCAAAACGUAGAAAGAUCAGAUCACGAUGAAAUUAAAAGAGAGGAAAGAUAAUGCAUGACUGAUGAGGAUGCAAAUCAGAUCUUUGUUGUUGUCCCUUCCUUCUUCACUCCCUUUCCUCUUUCUCACACUCACUUGUUACCCCGCACCCGCAAUCCUCAACCACCGCGCACGAUCGUGGCUGCGCUUGAAGAUGCGCAUUUUCCCUCCGCCGUCGGCGAUUCUCAAUUCCACCCUCAAAUCUGAAAUAGAUUGUUGAGAAGGGGUGGGUUGAGAAAGAAUUUACGGGUGGUUUGUGUUACGGCCAUGAAGCUUAGGGUUCAAAGCCUUCUUGUAGCUUCAGAAUCUUAAGAUUUGAAUUUUGAGAUCUAUUGAUUUCUGGAUUGAAGGAGAAAGAGAUGGAAAGGGUAAAGUGUGGGUUUUAGGGUUAGUUUAUAAUUACAAUAAACCUACAGGGCUGAUUCAAAGUUUCAAGAAGUCCAUAAAAUUAUUAAUCAAUAAAUCCAAGUGUAAUUUUCCUACUGGUACAUGUCACUCAUGUACUUGACCCAUAAUUUUUUUGCUUGUACCACAGAAAAUGCCAAAUUAAGGU